Delphinapterus leucas (beluga whale) is the source of this 5078-nucleotide messenger RNA. NCBI's taxonomy places the organism in Eukaryota, Metazoa, Chordata, Mammalia, Artiodactyla, Monodontidae. The record is from RefSeq and is a predicted model, not a curated record.
AUGCCGCCAAUAUAUUCACCCCUUUUACCGCCUCCUGUUUCCCCUACUAAUGGGGAUCAACUCUCCUCCGUCUUUGGUGCCGUGCCUUACAUUUGGUGCCGAAACCCGGGAGGGGUACCCAGCCCCACAAAUUACCGCGGGGCCACCCCUCCCCCCCCAGGGAACGACCGGGGGCCUCUGCUCACCCACCCGAUCCGGCAGAAGCGGGGUUGGAUCGAGGCCUUCCCAACGGCCCAAGAAACGGCGGAUACAGUCGCCACCAUCCUUCUCCAACAUAUCAUCCCCCGAUUUGGCCUGCCGAUCUCCAUCCAGUCAGACAACAGACCCGCCUUCGUCUCUCAGGUGGUUCAACAGGUAUCCGAGGCUCUUCAGAUCACCUGGACACUCCACAUCCCCUACCACCCCCAGUCAUCCGGUAAGAUUGAGCGUGCCAACGGAAUCUUGAAAGACCACCUCACCAAGCUGUCCCUUGAGGUCCGUAUCUCGUGGCCCAACCUGCUCCCCCUUGCCCUCACCCGAAUCCGAGCCUCACUUCGGACCCCUUCUAGUCUCAGUCCAUUUGAACUGCUCUACGGCCACCCUUUUCUCCUCCAUAACUUACCAACCCAAAACCCACCCCUAGCUUCCUACCUCCCCUACCUGUCUCUGCUUCGCCACCUUCUCCGUGAGCACGCUGACCACAACCUGCCGACGGUCACGGCCUCUGAAACUUCCUCUCUCCCUACAACCCGGCGAUAGCGUCCUCCUCAAAGAAUUACACCCCCAAUCUCUCAAGCCACAGUGGACAGGCCCCAUACGGUGAUCCUCACCACUCCCACAGCAGCUAAACUCUUGGGACACCCCUCCUGGUACCAUGUCUCCCGCCUUAAAAUGGCCCCAACUCCAGAGACUUGGACGGCCUUACCGCUGGGUCCCACGAGACUACAGCUUGUCCGUCACCCUGUCUCUCCUCCUGCUGCUCCUCCUGCCACCCAGGACUCGCCAGAUGUCCCUAUGGCGCUUCCAUGUCCAUGGGACAUGGCAAGCUAAAGGUCGGACCCACGCCCGAGUCCUGGGCACGGGAGACUGCCAACCAGAUGGGUGCCAGGCCCUGGUGACGAUCCAGAUCCCCAUCUCUAACAUAGAAGGUGUUCCCCUGGGUUGGUCCACCCCCACUGUCUGCUUCGCUUAUGAUCAGACCCAAGACUACUGUCAAUGGUGGAAUGAGACCUAUGGGGGGUGCCCCUAUCACUCAUGUAACAUCCAUGUGGCAAAACUAGAUACCAGGAGCUCGCUCCGACAAUCCCACCUGCUCACCACAAAUGGCAAGGGUCAAUUAUUCAUCAACAUCAAAGAUCCCUGGGACACAAGAUGGAUAAAAGGGGUACAAGGAAAAAUCUACCGGUGGGCAACUGAUGCCUACCCCGUGGGCUCUAUCAUGGUCUUCCGCUCAUACGUCAGAGUGAUCCCUGAAAUCAUCCAGCACUUGAGCGAACAGGCCACCAUGGUCCAGGAGACCGAACAGGCCCUAGAACGCCAACUACCCCACCCUGACCACAAGAUGGCAGCCGUCCAAACUUAACUAAUGAUGCACUCCCUUGCAAUUCAUCCCUCCCUGUAACUACGCCAAUGGGGGCCGCACCAGGCUUGUUCUUCUGGUGUAAUGGCUCCCUUACAAAAGAGGUCAACUCUUCCUCCCCCUUCCCAUGUAUCCCCGUCACCCUUGUUCCACAACUCACAUUAUAUGGCCAAGCCGAAUUUCUCUCACUUACCACACAACUUUUUGGCCGACAAAAAAGGGCUAUCUUUCUCCCUAUGGUCGCAGGCAUUUCCCUCGCCACCUCUCUUGUCGCCUCCUCUCUUGUCGCUGCGGGCAUCAGGGGAGGAGCCCUAACACACAGUGUCUCAACAUCCCGCGACCUAGAACAGAAACUCCAGCUAGCCAUCGAGGCCUCUGCCGCCUCCAUCACCUCCCUCCAGCGCCAGAUCACCUCAGUAGCCCGAGUUGCCCUCCAAAAUCAACGCGCCCUGGACCUUCUGACAGCCGACAAACGAGGUACCUGCCUCUUCCUACAGGAAGAGUGCUGCUACUACAUCAACGAGACAGGGGUCGUUGAAGACAAUGUAGAUGCUCUCCGACGCUUAAAAGAAGAACUCCAACGCAGGCAGCGACAAUCCACCUCCCCCACCCCCGAUUGGUGGCGGUCCACCCUCUAUACCUGGCUGACACCAAUCCGAGCCCCUUAGUCCUUAUCUGCAUCCUAUUCAUGCUUGCCCCCUGUUUCCUCAGGUUUCUCCGCAGCCGUAUACAAGAAGUCUCUCAGGUGGCGGUGAAUCAGAUGCUACUCCACGCAUAUACCUUACUACCCACAGAACCCCCCGCGGCCGCUCUCCCCUAACCUCCGGACCGCUGGCCACCCGACUCCCUUCCGGCGCCCCCGUACAGCAGGAAGUAGCCAGAGACCAAACAUCGCCCCAUUACACCAAAGAAGUCGGGAUGUAAGGCCAGCAGGUCCAGGGAAGGGCCCAGGGAGCCAGACGGAACCCCCGCCAAAGUGGCUGAUGCAACCGACACCUGACAUUGCCACAACACCCGAGAGAUUACCAAAAAAGGGCUGCUUCACACAGCAAGCACCUCCCCUGCGUCCGCCCCUAUAAAUUUUGUUCAUGCCCGCACCCCGGCGCGACUUCUCUGGCCCCUUUCUCUCGGACCAGUGAACUUCGCCCGGGAGCGUUCCCAAAUAAAGCUUGUUUAAGCUCUCCUCCGUCUUUGGUGCCGUGCCUUACAAUUUGCUUAACUGGAAAGACCAUAACUCUGCUUACCGAGAGGACCCCCUCUGCAUGACUGAACUCCUUAUAUCUGUUUGCCACUCAACAUGCCACUCGGGCGGACAUUCACACUCAUGAAUAGGAUGCUUACUGGGGAUGAAAGGAGGAUGGUUGUUGACAAGGCUAGAGAGGAAGCACACCAGCUCCAUCUAGCGGAUCCAGGUGAAACCCCAGAAGCAAAUCUGGCAUUCCUAUUGCUGAGCCUAAUUGGGACCUAAAAAUGGACGCAUGCCACACGCAGAGCAUUAUAUCAAUAGAAAGUGUAGCGGGUCUUCAAAAGGGGGUACCUAGGCAAAAGAGCUUAAACAAAAUUCAGGAGAUAGAACAAAAACCCAGUGAGAAUCCAUCAGAGUUUAUAGAAUUUAUCAAGCUCAUAGAUGCUACAGGGAUGCAGAUCCUGAGGCCCCUGAGAAUAAAAGGAUGGCAAAUAUGACCUUCAUCGGGCAAAGCUCCCCAGAUGUAAGAAGAAAACUACAAAAGUUAGAUGGUGCAUUUGGAAUGGACCCUUCUCAGUUGGUAGGUGUUGCUUUUAACGUGUUCAACAACAGGGGAUGACGACAGAAGAAAGAAGAUGCAAAACAGAACCACUUUUCUGGCAGCAGCAUUGGAUUCCCAGAAGGUGAGUAACCCAAAGAGAGGUAAGCCACCACUGGGGAAAGAACGAUGGGCUUACUGUAAGGAGGAAGGGCACUGGAAAAAAGAUUGCCCUAGGCUGAAACAGGAACAAAAACGAUAAAAGGAAGCAGGGAGGCUCUCUUGCAUGGUAGAAAGAGAGGAAAGCUCAUGGUAAGCGAAGAGGCCCGGGGGCUCCCUUGGACUUGACGCAUCAAAUUCCAAUCUCCCCACAGGAGUCCCGGGCAACUUUGACAGUGCGGAACAAGUUGAUUGACUUUCUAAUAGACAUGGGUGCAACAUAUUCUGUGGUAAACACCAAGGUGGCACAGAAAACAUCUCAAUCCAUCCUGGUCAUGCGAGUCUCUGGAGAAGUACAAAAUCGUUCAUUCUUACAACCUCUAGAAUGUCAACUAGGGGACCUCACCCUGAAACACAUUUUCUUAUAUAUGCCAGAGUGUCCAAUCCCUCCUUUGGGACAGGACCUCCUUUGUAAAUUAAAAGCUCAAGUAAUAUUUUUGACAGAAUAGCUUGACAUCAGGGACCCACCAGAGCACGCUUUGAGCCUACAGAUGGGGCUCACGGAAACCCCAGAAAAGGAGACAGAGCUCUUUUCCCCCCUGAAGUCUACGAAAAGGUAAGGCCAGAAGUGUAGGCUGACAGCACCCCAGGGAAAGCCAAAAAUGCAUGGCCAAUAUGAAUCCCAUUAAAAAGGAAUGCUGGGACACCUAAUCUAAAACAAUAUCCUCUGAGUCAAGAGGCCCAAAAGGGAAUUCAGCCAAUUCUCGAAAAGUUUUUGAAAACAGGACUGAUUAAACCUUGCAAGUCCCUGAACAACACCCCUAUUCUCCCGGUCAAAGCCAAACUCAGCAGAGUAUUGCUUUGUCCAAGACUUGAGGCCUAUUAAUGAAAUAGUCCAAGAUUUGCACCCUGUGGUACCUAAUCCAUACACUGUGCUCACAACGAUUGCUGGAGAAUACGGCUGGUUCUCGGUUUGGGACUUGAAAGAUGCUUUUUUCUGCAUUCCUAUUGCAGAGGAAUCAUAGCAGCUAUUUGCUUUUACGUGGCAGGACCCAGAAACACAGGUAGUCCAACAGUAUUGUUGGAUUGUCCUGCCUCAAGGAUUUAAGAAUUCCCCUACUGUAAGCUGCUCUUUGCAGGAAACCGCCCUCAGCAGGAAGCCUCUUUCCUUGUCACUUUAGCAAGGCUAUAUUGUAACUAACUUUUAAACCAAGCAGCCCCAUGCCCUACUCAUAUCUGACCCAAGCACACCUUUCAGCUCUUUUAAUCAAACAAUACCUUACCUAACUUUUCGGUUCUUUCCAUAGAUCAAAGCAGUAAAAAUGAAGAAUAAGUAAUUAACAGAUGACCAGAUCUCUUCCCUAGCUUCCCUUUCAGUAAUCUCUGGAACAAACUGUGUGAGCAAACUCUGUGAACAAGAUAAUGUCUAGAGGAAGAUCAGAAGUCGACAAGCCUGCACACAGUGGGCGGUGGCGCUGACUCUGACCCCCAUCUCAAUGACUAACUGAGAUUCCUUCUCUGUUUCCCUUUCAAAACUUUGAUGCCUGAGCAGAAUCUUUGGAGGUGGUUUUGGGCUGAGGCCACCAUCUUCCCAGAUUGCUGGCGUUCUGAUUAAAGGCACCUUUUCUUUCUACCGA